Penicillium taxi is the source of this 945-nucleotide messenger RNA. RefSeq names its product class I SAM-dependent methyltransferase. Gene Ontology annotation, biological process: ubiquinone biosynthetic process. Gene Ontology annotation, molecular function: methyltransferase activity. Bases 1 to 945 code for a protein of 314 amino acids. NCBI's taxonomy places the organism in Eukaryota, Fungi, Ascomycota, Eurotiomycetes, Eurotiales, Aspergillaceae. The record is from RefSeq and is a predicted model, not a curated record. The transcript has 2 exons.
AUGUCGACCCGUUCAGCCUGGCGAGCACUGCACUACAGUGCCAAGCGUCGCACUGUCCAGCCCACCACUCCAUACCGCUGUUUUUCCUGCACCCGCGCUGCGCAGGAUCAGCCUAAAUCGGAUCAGGAACGCCUGACACAUUUCGGAUUCAGAAAUGUGCCCGAGUCAGAGAAGGAGUCACGAGUCGGCGCUGUCUUCAGCUCCGUCGCUUCCUCGUACGACCAGAUGAACGACCUCAUGUCCCUAGGAAUCCACCGCCUCUGGAAAGAUCACUUCGUGCGCUCGCUGAACCCCGGCUCACCACUAUCUGCGCGAAUCAACAGCACCGAGAAGAAAGGCUGGAACAUCCUCGACAUCGCCGGCGGGACCGGCGACAUCGCCUUCCGCAUGCUUGACCACGCCACCAACAUCAACCACGACAUCGAAACCCGCGUCACGAUCAGUGACAUCAAUGCCGAGAUGUUAGCUGAAGGCCGCAAGCGUUCCACCCAAACCCCUUACUACAACACAGACCGCCUGUCCUUUGUUGAGGCCAACGCAGAGCACAUGCCGCAUAUCCCGGAUAACUCUGUUGAUUUGUACACUGUUGUUUUCGGUAUCCGGAAUUUCACUGACAAGCAGGCUGCACUGAACGAGGCUUUCCGCGUGCUUAAGCCUGGUGGUGUCUUUGCCUGCAUGGAGUUCAGUAAGGUCGACAACCCACUUUUCGAUGCUGUGUACAAGAGGUGGAACUUUGGUGCUAUUCCUAUGAUUGGUCAGCUUGUUGCUGGUGAUCGCGAUAGCUACCAGUAUCUCGUUGAGAGUAUUGAGAAAUUCCCCAGUCAAGAUGAGUUCCGCGGUAUGAUCCAGAAGGCAGGAUUCAUGAUUCCUGGUGUUGGAUACGAGAACCUUACUAUGGGUAUUGCUGCUAUUCACAAGGGUAUCAAGCCGGUUACUCGAGCUUAA